Molecule: messenger RNA, 2271 nt
Organism: Heterostelium album PN500
Lineage: Eukaryota; Evosea; Eumycetozoa; Acytosteliales; Acytosteliaceae
Exons: 2
Coding region: 1-2271 (756 amino acids)
Molecular function (GO): protein binding
Source: RefSeq, a predicted model, not a curated record
AUGAGUACUUUAGAACAAUAUUUAAAAAUUAUUGGAUUAGAAUCCUAUAAAGAUUUAUUAACUGAAAAUGGAUAUGAUGAUCCAGAUUUAAUUUCAGAAUUGACAGAGGAUGAAUUGGUAGCAGUUGGUGUCAAGAGAGGACAUGCAAAAAGAGCAUUUGUAAAGAGUAGAGAGGUAGCUGCAGGUGGACCGAUAAAUACUUCGAAUACAUCGAAUUCUUCGAGUUCCAACACUACACCGACAACUUCAUCACCUCCACCUCCACAAACCAAAUCAAAGAUAUCGAUCGGAAAGAAGAAUGACGAUGACUCUGACUCUGACAGUGAAUCGACGCCAUCGAUGAUCUCCUACUCGGGUCCACCUCUCCAAUCGAAGGUUAUAUUCGAAGGAUUCCUUCAGAAGAAAGGUGAGGAAGGUUUCUUUGGUAGUAAAGUUUGGAAGAAGCGUUACUUUAGAAUCUACGAAGAGGGAAGAAUGGCUUACUUCAAGAGUAACACUGAUGUUUCGCCAAUCAAGAUCAUCGAGUUGCGUGGUGCUCUCGGUUGUGAGGAUAUGGAAGGAAAACAGUAUGCCUUUAAGAUUUCAAUGAAAACAAGUGCACGUGUCUACUAUCUAGUUGCACAAUCGUUGGUCGACAAACAAAGAUGUAUGGACGCUGCCAAGAAAUUGAUUAUUCCACCAGUCGUUCCAGUCAAGAUCGAUCCAAAUGCCAUUCGUCCAUACCUCCAACACACUCAAGAACCCUCGCAAUGCAAAUCCUCACGUUUCGACGCUCCAUCCAGUUGGGAAGUUUUGGAGAAACCAGCUGCCGAAGGAGAUAUUCGUCUUAAUAUUCAUAGUUCAGGUCAGGUUUUCAUUGAGGAGACACGUACCAUCAACUUGGACGACAAUGGAAUGGUGUGGAUUCACGAUCUUCCAAAAUCACUCGAUGAAAGAACUGUCCAUUAUCAAUCGAUUACCGAUCCAGAGUCUUUUGUUCUUGAACAAACCUAUCACAACGAUGCCAAGACACCAGAGAGAAUGUUGGACAAACUCAUUGGUAAAGAAAUCGAAGUGAGCAUCCCACGUGACGAUCAUUUCGAUGAGCCAAUCAAGAUGAAGGGUGUCGUUAUCUAUAAUCCGAAAGAAAAGACCUAUGCUCUCCAAAACAAAGAAACCAACACUGUACAUUUCCUAUCGAGUGGUGAAGUUAUCUCAUUCAACUUACUAAAGACCGAAUUGGAGCCAAUCUUUAGAGAAUCCUCUUUGGAAUGGAUGGUAAAAUCGGCAGAGAAACAACAACUCAUCCGUUUGUCAUACAAUGCCAAGGAUCUAUUCAAGUGGCAUGCCAACUACGUCGGUGUACUCGAUCCACGUGAAAAGGAACUCGAACUCAGAGGAUGGUUCACCAUCAAGAACAAGUCUGGAAAGGACUAUUUGAAUUCCAAUGUAAUUUUAAUUCGUGAGCCAGAGGACAAGAAGAAAGAAGAAAAGAAAGAGGAGCCAGCUUCCAGCUUACCAGUUCCAUUACCAAGCGUUGGUGGUUUCAAGCUUGGAAAGUUGCCAAUCUCAGGUUUGUUGGGUGGUGGCGCUACCAAGCCAGUCGAGCCAGAGAAGCGUACCUACAGCUACACCAUCGACCACAAGACCAACUUGAAGAAUUUGGAAUCCAAACAGAUUUGUUUCCUCUCCAAGAAACUUCCAGUAAAGAGUAUAGAUACAAUCAGAUUCGACACACCCAAAUACACUAAAUACGCCUCAGUCAACAAGGACCACGGAACCGACGCCAAAACUGGAAUUGUCGAUUCAUCGAUUAUCUUUACUUGGAAUCAUCCAUAUUCGAUUCCGGGUGGUGAGAUGAAACUUCAACGUAAACACAAAGAUCAAUUCGGUUCAGACAUUCUCAACGUUUUCGAUAUGCAACACUACAAUCCAUCGGAUAUCAUCAGCAUUCCAAUGCAACCACUCGGAAAGGUCUCCUCUACACGUACACAAACUGGAUUCAACUUUGACCUUGACAAUCUCUAUUUAGUAGAGACAUUUGAAAUCAAGGUAAUGAAUGGUCGUGAGGAACCAGUUAGAGUGAUCAUCGAGGAGAACCUCUACCGUUGGGAAUACUUUGAAAUUUCAUACUCUGAGCCAAAAUCUCAACCACAUCCAACACACAAGAGAAAAAUUCAAUGGGUACUCGAAAUUCCACCUUUGGAUGGUAAGACAAUUAAUUACUCUGUCUUUUACUGUGGUUUAGGACUUCCAGAUUCAAUGUUAAAGAAACCAGAAGUUAAAAAAUAA